Messenger RNA from Cordyceps fumosorosea ARSEF 2679, 447 nucleotides. RefSeq lists its product as hypothetical. The transcript has 2 exons. NCBI's taxonomy places the organism in Eukaryota, Fungi, Ascomycota, Sordariomycetes, Hypocreales, Cordycipitaceae. Bases 1 to 447 code for a protein of 148 amino acids. The record is from RefSeq and is a predicted model, not a curated record.
AUGCGUUUCUCCGCCUCCCUCAUUGCCCUUGUUGGCGUCGCCAUGGCCGCGCCCGCCAUCGUCCCUACCGGCGUCGCCGCUCCCGUCACCGGCCUCCUCGGCAGCACCGACCUCGUCAGCGAGCUGACGGGCGUCACCGACGAAGUUGAGAAAGGCAGCCUCGGCGCCGACGACCUCGAGCAGAAGCUCGACGCGAUCCUGGGCUCGUCCCUCGUCAAGGUCGAGUCGGCGCUUAAUCAGCCGCUCGCGCAGAAGCUCCUCGCACUCGUGCAGGGCGGCCUCCCGCCGCAGGUCGUCCAGGCCGUCGGCCAGGGCAUCGCGCUCGUCGAGCAGGGCGUGGCCAUCCAGACCGUCGACGCGUACGUCAGGGGCAUGACGGAGGGCCAGGUCAAGUCCCUCGGUGGCGCCCUCGGCGUUUCCGACAUCCAAAAGGUCCUCCAGGGUUAG